Molecule: messenger RNA, 2023 nt
Organism: Cyprinus carpio (common carp)
Lineage: Eukaryota; Metazoa; Chordata; Actinopteri; Cypriniformes; Cyprinidae
Product: sphingosine 1-phosphate receptor 1-like
Biological process (GO): G protein-coupled receptor signaling pathway
Cellular component (GO): membrane
Molecular function (GO): sphingosine-1-phosphate receptor activity
Source: RefSeq, a predicted model, not a curated record
AGAGAGAGAGAGGACUGAGUGAACGAGUGAGAGAGAGAGAGUGUUCUGUAUAAUUGCACGCCUCCAUUCGCAUGCAGCUCGUCUGUAGUUUCAUGUUGAGUCGUGCUUGUGUCUUCCACUGAAGUUUUCAUGCCACAACAGAAGCUGCACUGACACACAAAACUAGAAACGGACUGAAGUGAUGGACCCAAACGAAGCACGCUCAACAAUCAGCCUUUACAAAACAACUCUUGUUCAGUUUUGUGACACCCAUGUUUUCUGGUACGAUGAGCUGAACUCAACAGCGUCUCAUCACUGAGGAAGACUACGAGGAAGCAGUUUGCUGGUGAACUAUGGAGGGUGGUGCUGUGACCUGCGCAGGGAUAAUCAACGUGUCCAUGUCCGGUCUCAUGAGCACCUACCAGGGCUAUCACUGCAAUGAAAUCCUUCAGCUGCACUAUAACUACACUGGCAAAAUGGAUCGGGACCGGUACAAAGAAGGACUGAAACCAGAAUCCAUCGUCUUCCUCUUCAUCUGCUUCUUCAUUGUCGUGGAGAACUUGAUCGUCCUCAUGGCCAUCUGGAAGAACAAGAAGUUCCAAAUGCCCAUGUACUACCUGCUGGGCAACCUGACGCUGUCGGACCUGCUGGCCGGAUUCACCUACAUGCUGAACAUCAUGCUGUCGGGUCCGAACACGCUGAAGCUGACGCCGCUGCUGUGGUUCCUGAGGGAGGGUGGAGUCUUCAUCACGCUCUCGGCGUCCGUCGUCAGUCUGCUGGCCAUCGCCAUCGAGCGCUACUUCACCAUGCUCAACACCAAGCCCUACCACCGCGCCAAACGCAACCGCAUGUUCACGCUGAUCGCCGCCAGCUGGGCUCUGUCACUGUUGCUAGGCGCUCUGCCCAUUAUGGGCUGGAACUGUCUGCAUCAUCUGAAGUGGUGCUCCACCGUCCUGCCGCUCUACGCCAAGAGCUACAUCUUCUUCUGCGUGUUUGUGUUCCUGGCCGUCCUGCUGGCUAUCGUCCUUCUGUACGGACGCAUCUUUCACUUCGUCAAGUCCAACACGCAGAACCCGAGCUGCGUUCAGCGCAAACCCUACGGCCAUCGCUCGCGGAAGUACAUGGCGCUGCUGAAGACCGUCACCAUCGUGGUGGGAGUGUUCAUCCUGUGCUGGAUGCCGCUGUUCGUGCUCCUGCUGAUGGACUUCGUGUGUCCCGUGAAGACGUGUCCUGUUCUCUUCAAGGCUGAUUACUUCCUGGGCAUGGCCAUGUUUAAUUCCCUCAUUAACCCCAUCAUUUACACGCUGACGAGCAGAGACAUGCGGCGGGCUAUUCUGAAGCUGCUCUGCCGCCGCUGCCUGGUGACCAAAGACGGCCGCGUGAGGAACAUCGGCAUCCGGAUCAGCUUCACGAAGACAGACGCGAACCGCCAGGGACUGGAGACGACCAUCUCAUCAGGCAAUGCCACCACCUUACCUGUCAAAUCCAUCUACCCCAAACUCAAGCUGUCCGUCAUCGCAUAAACGCUCAUCUUGAGGACACGGAAAGCCCGAGCACAUUUCAGGCUCUGGACUGAACCUAAUUAAAGGCUCGUCCCAGUCACAAACCCUCACGCAGCCUGAAAGAGAAACUGUCUCACACACGACAGUCGUUUUGCUAUAUGGACCUGAAAUCGAGCUGUCGUGAGCAGAAAGAGGUCUUUGUGUAGGUGUUUUUCAGCAUUUCAACAUUCGGUCCUUUACAUGAGUCAGUCAUAGUUACAUUUGCACAAAUACUCAGAACGACAAAGACUCAGAUAUCAGUUCAUCAGCCAGUAUCAGAAUCAGAUCUGAAUGCAUGCAAAGACUUCAAACAAAUAUGCAGUUUGCUGCACUGAACUGCAGAGUGGCCUUAUAUAUGACAAUAUACUGUAUAUCAAUAAUUUCUGAUACUGCAAAAUACACAAACCCUUCACAGAUAAAAGCAAUAUGAGGAACAUCACUGUAAAUAUUACACUCUCAUUCUCUUAUUGAACAUUAAACCAUGAGCAUCUCUUCACACAAAA